AUGCCUCAGUGGACCUACAUCGUUUACAGUAUAAAACGCCUUAUGCCCUGCAAUCCUGCCUUCACAACUGUCAAGGUUCUUUGUCUCUCAGGAGCUACCGCCCCGGAAACUACGUUCAACAUGGUCUCGCAAGAAAGCAUCCGGCGGCCUAAUCCGACAUUGUCGGACAGCGUUUUCAAAAUGUUCCAAAUGCAUGGCAAGGUAGUGAUCAUCACAGGUGGCACUGGUGGAAUUGGCUACCAGAUUGCUCGUGGCCUGGCGGAAGCCGGUGCCAACAUUGCUAUUUGGUUUCACAAGUCUUCGCAAGGCGAGCAAUUAGCAGCGUCACUGGAGAAAGACUUUGGUGUCAAGGCAAAGGCGUACAAGUGCUCUGUGCAAAACUUCGACGAGGUUCAAGCAGCAACUGACGCUGUGGUGCGUGACUUUGGCCGGCUGGAUGUCAUGGUUGCGAACGCGGGCAUCCCAUCAAAAGCAGGCGCUUUGGACGAUAACUUGGAAGACUGGCACCGGGUGGUGGAUGUGGAUUUCUCGGGUGCAUACUACUGCGCCCGCGUUGCUGGUGCGAUCUUCCGGAAACAAGGGUCAGGUAACAUGAUCUUCACGGCGUCCAUGUCGGGCCACGCAGCAAAUGUUCCCCAGCAGCAGGUUAGCUAUUAUAUUUCGGUACUUGGAAGGAAGGAGAACUCGGCUAACCAUAAAAAGGCUUGCUACAACGCUUGCAAGGCAGGAGUUAUCCACCUGGCUAAGUCGCUCGCUGUGGAAUGGGCUGGGUUUGCCCGCGUUAACUCCGUCAGUCCUGGUUAUAUCGACACACCCAUUAGUGGAGGUUGUCCAUUUGAGAUGAAGGAGGAAUGGUAUAACCUCACACCACUCAAACGGGAUGCUGACCCACGCGAGCUGAAGGGUGUCUAUCUGUACCUUGCAAGUGACGCCAGUACCUACACAACAGGAUCGGAUAUCGUCGUCGAUGGAGGAUACACAUGCCGGUAA
Messenger RNA from Penicillium mononematosum, 990 nucleotides. RefSeq lists its product as uncharacterized. The transcript is spliced from 3 exons. Gene Ontology annotation, molecular function: oxidoreductase activity, acting on NAD(P)H, oxygen as acceptor. The record is from RefSeq and is a predicted model, not a curated record. Bases 1 to 990 code for a protein of 329 amino acids. NCBI's taxonomy places the organism in Eukaryota, Fungi, Ascomycota, Eurotiomycetes, Eurotiales, Aspergillaceae. Gene Ontology annotation, cellular component: intracellular anatomical structure.